This is a messenger RNA of Marmota flaviventris (yellow-bellied marmot), 13608 nucleotides long. RefSeq names its product apolipoprotein B (gene Apob). Lineage: Eukaryota; Metazoa; Chordata; Mammalia; Rodentia; Sciuridae. The record is from RefSeq and is a predicted model, not a curated record. Gene Ontology annotation, molecular function: cholesterol transfer activity; low-density lipoprotein particle receptor binding. Gene Ontology annotation, biological process: cholesterol transport; cholesterol homeostasis; lipoprotein transport. Gene Ontology annotation, cellular component: mature chylomicron; low-density lipoprotein particle; very-low-density lipoprotein particle.
AUGGGCCGGGCGAGGCCCGCGCUGCUGCCGCUGCUGCUGCUGCUGCUGCUCCUGGACACUGGCGCCUGGGCCCAAGACGAGGCGUUGGAAAAUGUCAGCCCAAGCUGUUCAAAAGAGGCAACUCGAUUCAAGCACCUCCGGAAGUACAUGUAUAACUAUGAGGCAGAGAGCUCCAGUGGUGUCCCUGGGACUGCUGAUUCAAGAAGCAUCACAAAGAUCAACUGCAAGGUCGAGCUAGAGGUUCCCCAACUCUGCAACUUCAUCCUGAAGACCAGCCAAUGUACCUUGAAAGAGGUAUAUGGCUUCAACACUGAGGGCAAGCCUUUGCUGAAGAAGACCAAGAACUCUGAGGAGUUUGCAGCCGCCAUGUCCAAGUAUGAGCUCAGGCUGGGUGUUCCUGAAGGGAGGCAAGUCUUCCUUUACCCAGAGAAGGGUGAACCCAAACACAUCCUGAACAUCAAGAGGGGCAUCAUUUCUGCACUCCUGGUUCCCCCAGAGACAGAAGAAGACAAACAAGUGUUGUUCACGGACACCGUGUAUGGAAACUGCUCCACUCACGUUACCGUCAUGACAAGGAAGGGCAAUGUGGCAACACAGAUAUCCACUGAGAGGGACCUGCAGCAGUGUGACAGCUUCCAGCCCAUCAGCACGGGCGUCAGCCCACUCGCCCUCAUCCAGGGCCUGGUCCGCCCCCUGUCAACCCUGCUCAGCAGCAGCCAGUCCUGCCAAUACACCCUGGACUCCAAGAGGAAGCAUGUGUCGGAAGCCAUCUGCAAGGAGCAACACCUGCUCUUGCCUUUCUCCUACAAGAAUAAAUACGGGAUGAUGACACACAUUACACAGACUUUGAAACUUGAAGAUACACCUAAAACCAACAGCCGCUUCUUUAAUGCAGGUACUGAGAAGGUGGGUCUGGCCUUCGAGAGCACCAAAUCCACAUUGCCACCAAAGCAGGCCGAGGCUGUCUUGACAACACUCCAGGAACUGAAAAAGCUAUCCAUCUCUGAGCAGAAUGCCCAGAGAGCAAAUCUCUUCAAAAAACUGGUUACUGAGUUGAGAGGCCUCAAUGAAGAGGCAGUCAAAUCCCUCUUGCCACAGCUGAUCGAGGUGUCCAGCCCCAUCACUUUGCAAGCCUUGGUUCAGUGUGGACAACCCCAGUGUUACACUCACAUCCUCCAGUGGCUGAAAAGUGAGAAAGCUCACCCCCUCCUGAUAGAUGUUGUGACCUACCUGGUGGCCCUGAUCCCAGAGCCUUCCACACAGAGGCUGCGAGAGAUCUUCAACACGGCCAGGGAGCAGCAAAGCCGGGCCACCCUCUAUGCACUGAGCCAUGUGGUCAACAACUAUCAUCAGAUGACCCAGGAAAUGACCCAGGACCUUCAGGACAUUGCUGAUUACCUGUUGGAACAGAUUCGCAAUGAGUGUACUGGGGAUGAAGAUCACACCUAUUUGAUCCUGAGGGUCAUUGGAAACAUGGGCAGAACUAUGGAACAGGUAAUGCCGAGACUCAAAUCUUCAGUCCUGAAAUGUAUCAGAAGUGCAAAGCCAUCGCUGCUGAUUCAGAAAGCUGCUAUCCAGGCCCUGAGGAAGAUGGAACUCAGAGAGGAGGUCAGGGGGAUCCUUCUCCAGACUUUUGUGGAUGGUGCUGCUCCAGUGGAUAAGCGACUGGCUGCCUAUCUCAUGCUGAUGAGGGGGCCUUCCCAGGCAGAUAUUAACAAAAUUGCCCGAAUUCUCCCACGGGAACAGAAUGAGCAAGUGAAGAACUUUGUGGCAUCCCACAUUGCCAACAUCUUGAACUCAGAAGAAUUGGAUAUCCAAGACCUGAAAAAUUUAGUGAAAGAAGCCCUGAAAGAAUCUCAACUUCCAACUGUCAUGGACUUCAGAAAAUUUUCUCGGAACUAUCACCUUUCUAAAUCUGUUUCUCUCCCAUCGCUUGACCCAGUCUCAGCCAAAAUUGAGGGGAAUCUUAUCUUUGAUCCGAAUAAUUACCUUCCUAAAGAAAGCAUGCUGAAAACAACCCUCACUGUCUUUGGAUUUGCUCCAACUGACCUCGUCGAGAUUGGCUUAGAAGGAAAAGGCUUUGAGCCAACACUGGAAGCUCUUUUUGGGAAGAAAGGAUUUUUUCCAGAUAGUGUCAACAAGGCUUUAUAUUGGGUCAAUGGUCGAGUGCCUGAUCGUGUGUCCAAAGUCUUGGUGGACCACUUUGACUAUAUCAAAGAGGAUAAACAUGAGCAGGACAUGGUAAAUGGAAUUAUGCCCAUCGUUGAAAAGCUGAUCAAUGAUUUGAAAUCCAAAGAAAUCCCAGAAGCCAGAGCCUACCUCCGCAUCUUGGGAGAAGAGCUUGGCUUUGUCAGGCUCCAAGACCUCCAGCUCCUGGGAAGGCUGCUGCUGAGUGGUGUUCAAACGCUGCAGGGAAUCCAACACCUGAUUGGACAGGCCAUAAGGGAAGGCUCAAAGAGUGAUUUGUUUCUUCACUACAUCUUUAUGGACAAUGCCUUUGAGCUUCCCACUGGAGUGGGGUCACAGUUGCAAGUGUCCUUAUCUGGAGUCAUCACCCCUGGGACUAAGGCUGGAGUAAAACUGGAACUAGCCAAUAUGCAGGCUGACCUGUUGGUAAAGCCCUCUAUGACUGUGGAGUUUGCAACAAAUAUGGGCAUCAUUCUUCCUGGCUUUGCCAGGAGUGGUGUCCAAAUGAACACCAACUUCUUCCAUGAGUCAGGCCUGGAGGCUCGUGUGACCCUGAAGACUGGACAACUGAAGUUCAUCAUUCCUUCUCCAAGGAGGCCAGUCAAGUUAUUUAGUGGCAGCAACACAUUGCAUUUGGUCUCCACCACCAAAACAGAAGUGAUCCCUCCUCUCAUUGAGAACAGGCAGUCCUGGUCAACUUGCAGGCCUUUUGUCACUGGACUCAGCUACUGCACCACAGGAGCUUACUCCAACGCCAGCUCCACCGAGUCUGCCUCCUACUACCCACUGACAGGUGACACCAGAUAUGAGCUGGAACUGAAGCCUACAGGAGAGGUGGAACAAUAUUCUGCCAGUGCAACCUAUGAACUCCAGAGGGAAGAGAGAGCCUUGGUGGACACACUGAAGUUCAUAAUUCAGGCAGAAGGUGUGAAGCAUACAGAGGCUACAAUGAUGUUCAAAUAUAAUCGGCAGAGUAGAACUUUAUUCAGUGAAAUCCAAAUUCCAGAUCUUAAUGUUGACCUUGGAACAGUCCUCAGAGUUAGUGAUGAGUCUGCUCAGGACAAAAAGUCUUACAAACUCACCCUGGACAUUCAGAAUAAGAAAAUCACUGAAGUCGCUCUGAUGGGCCACAUAAGUUAUGACACUAAGGAAGAAAGCAAAAUCAAAGGUGUCAUUUCCAUACCCCGCUUACAAGCAGAAGCCAGAAGUGAGAUCCUGACCCGCUGGUCCCCAACCAAACUGCUCCUCCAAAUGGACUCAUCUGCUACAGCUUAUGGCUCAACAGUUUCCAAGAGACUGGCCUGGCGCUAUGAUGAGGAGAAGAUUGAAUUUGAAUGGAACACAGGCACCAAUGUGGAUACCAAAAAAGUUGCCUCCAAUUUCCCAGUGGAUCUCUCUGAUUUUUAUAGAGCCUUCCUGCUGCAUGCCAGUAGUCUCCCAGAUAACAGAGUUCCUCAAACAGACAUGACUUUCCGGCAGAUGGGAUCCAAAUUAAGAGUUGCAACAAACAGCUGGCUUCAGAAGGCAUCCGAGAGUCUUCCGUUUGCCCAGACUUUGCAGGAUCACCUCAGUGGCUUGACAGAGUUGAGCUUCCAGAAAAUGAGAUUUCCAACCUUCCAAGUCCCAGAAAACCUCUUCUUAAAAAGUGAUGGCCGGGUCAAAUAUACCUUGAACAAGAACAGUGUGAAAAUUGAGAUUCCUUUGCCUUUUGGUGGCAAGUCUUCCAAAGAUCUGAAGAUGCUAGAGACCAUUAGGACACCAGCCCUCAACUUUAAGUCUGUGGGAUUCCAGCUGCCAUCUCAAGAAUUCCAAGUCCCGACUUUUACCAUUCCCAAGUUGUAUCAACUGCGAGUGCCUCUUUUGGGUGUUCUGGACCUCUCCACAAAUAUCUACAGCAACUUGUACAACUGGUCUGCCUCCUAUACUGGUGGCAACACCAGCAGAGACCACUACAGCCUCCAGGCUCGAUACCACAUGAAGGCUGACUCUGUGAUUGACAUGUUUUCCUAUAGCAUCCAAGGAUCUGGAGAAACAGCUUAUGACCAAAGGAAUAUGCUCACAUUAGCUUGUGAUGGGUCUCUACGCCACAAAUUUCUGGAUUCAAAAAUCAAGUUCAGUCAUGUAGAAAAAAUUGGAAACAACCCAGCCUCAAAAGGUUUUCUAACAUUUGAUGCAUCUAGUGCCUGGGGACCACAGAUGUCUGCUUCAAUCCAUUUUGACUCAAAAAAGAAACAACAUCUGUAUGUCAAAGAUGUCAAGAUUGAUGGGCAAUUCAGAGCUUCUUCAUUCUAUGCUAAUGGCAUUUAUGACCUGUCUUGUCAGAGGGAUUCUACCACUGGCCAGCUCAGUGGAGAAUCCAACCUGAGGUUUAACUCUUCCUACCUCCAAGGCACCAACCAGAUAACUGGAAGGUACAAAGAUGGAACCCUCUCCCUCACCUCCACCUCUGAUUUGCAAGAUGGCAUCUUUAAAAAUACUGCUUCCCUGAAAUAUGAGAAUUAUGAGCUCACUGUGAAAUCUGACAGCAAUGGGAAAUAUGAAGACUUUUCUACUUUUAACAAGGUGGAUUUGACCUUCUCUAAGCAAAAUGCAUUGCUACGUUCUGAGUAUCAGGCUGACUACAAGUCACUGAGGUUCUUCACCCUUCUGUCUGGGUCACUGAAUUCCCAUGGAAUUGAAUUAAAUGCUGACAUCUUGGGCAGUGACAAAAUUAAUACUGGUGCUCAUAAGGCAACACUAAGGAUUGCCCGAGAUGGAUUAUCUACAAGUGCAACCACCAGCUUGAAGUAUAGUCCCUUGUUGCUGGAGAAUGAGCUGAAUGCAGAGCUUGACCUCUCUGGGGCAUCCAUGAAAUUAACAGCAAAUGGUCGCUUCAGGGAGCACAACGCAAAAUUCAGCCUGGAUGGAAAAGCUGCCCUCACAGAGGUAUCACUGGGAAGUACUUAUCAGGCCAUGAUUCUGGGUGUCGACAGUAAAAACAUUUUCAACUUCAAAAUCAGCCAGGAAGGACUGAAGCUUUCAAAUGACAUGAUGGGCUCAUAUGCUGAAAUGAAACUGGACCACUCUAACAGUUUGAAUAUCGCAGGCUUAUCACUGGACCUCUCAUCCAAACUUGACAACAUUUAUAGCACUGACAAGUUUUACAAGCAGAAUUUUAACUUACAAUUACAGCCCUUUUCUCUUGUAACUACUUUAAACAAUGACCUGAGAUACAGUGCUCUGGAUCUGACCAGCAAUGGGAAAUUACGGCUGGAACCCUUGAAGCUGAACAUGGCUGGAAACCUCAAAGGAGCCUACCAAAAUGAUGAAAUAAAACAUAUCUACACCAUUUCUUAUGCUGACUUAUCAGCAAGUUAUAAAGCAGACACUGUAGCUAGGGUUCAGGGUGUGGAGUUUAGCCAUCGGCUCAACACUGAUAUUGCUGGGCUGGCGUCAUCCAUUGACAUCAGUACAAACUAUAAUUCAGACUCUCUGCAUUUCAGCAACGUUUUCCGUUCUGCAAUGGCCCCAUUCACCAUGGCCAUUGAUGCACAUACAAAUGGCAAUGGAAAACUGGCUCUCUGGGGAGAGCACACUGGACAACUCUAUAGCAAAUUCCUGUUGAAAGCAGAACCACUGGCCCUCACUUUCUCUCAUGAUUACAAAGGGUCCACAAGUCAUCUCAUGUCCAGCAAAAGCAUCAGUACAGCUCUUGAUCACAAAGUCAGUGUCCUGCUCACUCCAGCCGAGCAGACAAGCACCUGGAAACUCAAGACUCAAUUGAACAACAAUGAGUACAGCCAGGACUUUGAAGCUUACAACACUAAAGACAAAAUUGGUGUGGAGCUUAGUGGGCGAGCCCUGGCUGACCUUACUGUGCUAGACUCCCCGAUUAAAGUGCCAUUUUUACUCAGAGAGCCCGUCAAUGUCAUUGAUGCUUUAGAGAUGAAAGAUGCUAUUGACAAGCCCCAAGAAUUCACAAUUGUUGCUUUUGUAAAGUACGAUAAGAACCAAGACGUUCACACCAUCAGCCUCCCCUUCUUUGAAACUCUGCCAGAAUAUCUGGAGAGGAAUCGAAUAGUAAUUAUAACUGCUCUGGAAACCAUUCAGAAAGAAUUGAAACGCAUCAAUAUUGAUCAAUUUAUGAGGAAAUACAGAGCAACCCUCAACAGACUCCCACAGCAAGUUAAUGACUAUCUGAAUGCACUUAAUUGGGAGAGACAAGUUUCCAUUGCCAAGGAGAAACUGAACACUUUCACAGAAAAUUAUAGAAUUACAGAAAAUGAUCUACAAAUUGCAUUGGAUAAUGCCAAAAUCAACUUUAAUGAAAAACUCUCUCAACUUCAGACAUAUGUGAUACAAUUUGAUCAGUAUAUUAAAGAUAAUUAUGAUCUACAUGAUUUUAAAACUGCUAUUGCUAAGAUUAUUGAUCAAAUCAUUGAAAAAUGGAAGAUUCUUAAUGAACAUUAUCAUAUCUGUGUACAUUUAGUAAAGACAAUCAAUGAUCUGUACGAAUUUAUUGAAAAUAUUGAUUUUGACAAAACUGGAAGUAGUGUUGCCUCCUGGAUCCAGAAUGUGGAUACUAAGUAUCAAGUCAGAAUCCAGAUACAAGAAAAACUGCAGCAGCUCAACAUGCAUAUUCAGAAUACAGACAUCCAGGACGUUGCCACAGUGUUAAAACAACGGGUUAAGGAUAUUGAUGUCAGAGUCCUUUUAGAUCAAUUGAGAACUACAAUUUCAUUUCAAAGAAUAAAGGACAUUAUUGAACAUGUCAAAUACUUUGUUACAAAUCUUAUUGAAGAAUUUGAAGUAACUGAGAAAAUCAAUGCUUUUAGAGCCAUAGUCCAUGAGUUAAUUAGGAAAUAUGAAGUAGACCAACAAAUCCAGGUUUUAAUGGAUAAAUCAGUACAGUUGGCCCACCAGUAUAAGUUGAAGGAGACUGUUCAAAAACUAAGCAAUGUUUUACAGCAAGUUGAGAUAAAAGAAUAUUAUGAGAGAUUGGUUGGGUUUAUUGAUGAUGCAGUCAAGCAGCUUAAAGCAUUGUCUUUUAAAAAAUUCAUUGAAGAAGUAAACAGAUUGCUGGACAUGUUGGUAAAGAAAUUAAAAUCGUUCGAUUACAACCAGUUUGUGAAUGAAACCAAUAACAAAAUACAUGAGAUGACUCAGAGAAUCAAUGGUGAAAUUCAGGCUCUAGAACUGCCACAGAAAGCUGAAGCACUAAAACUGUUUGUAGAGGACAUCAAAGCCAUGGUCGCUAUCUAUUGGGAAAAGCUAAAAGACACCAAAAUAACUUUAUUCAUUGAUUGGUUACAGGAUGCUUUAAAUUCUGCAUCUUUGGUUCACAUGAAAGCCAGAUUCCAAGAAACUCUAGAAGACGUACGAGACCGGAUCUAUCAAAUGGACCUUCAGCGGGAACUUGAGCGAUACCUGUCUCUAGUAGGCCAGGUUUAUAAUACACUUGUCACCUACAUUACUGACUGGUGGAUUCUUGCUGCUAAGAACUUUACUGACUUUGCAGAGCAAUACUCUAUCCAAGACUGGGCUGAAAAGGUGAAAUCCUUGGUGGAACGAGGGUUCACUGUUCCUAAAAUCCAGACCAUCUUUGGGACUAUGCCUGCCUUUGAGGUCAGUCUCCAUGCUCUCCAGGAAGCUACCUUCCAGACUCCUGACUUCAUAGUUCCUCUGACAGAUCUGAGGAUUCCAUCAGUUCAGAUAAACUUCAAAGAGUUGAAAGAUAUAAAAAUCCCAUCCAGGUUUUCCACUCCAGAAUUCACUAUCCUCAACACCUUCCACAUUCCUUCCUUUACAAUCGACUUGGUAGAAAUCAAAGCAAAGAUCAUCAGAACCAUUGACCAAAUGCUGAUCAGUGAGCUGCAGUGGCCACUUCCGGAAGUGUAUCUGAGGGAUUUGAAGAUGGGAGACACCCCCCUUGCUUUACUCACACUGCCAGACUUCCAUUUGCCAAAAAUUACAAUUCCAGAAGUCAUGAUCCCAAAUCUCAACCUGAAAGAUUUUCAAGUUCCUGACCUUCAAAUACCAGACUUCCAGCUUCCCCACAUCUCACACACAAUCAGAAUACCUACUUUUGGCAAGUUGAAUAGCAUUUUGAAAGUCCAAUCUCCCCUUUUCACAUUAGAUGCAAAUGCUAACAUCCAGAAUGUAACUAGUUCAGAGCACAAAGCAGAGAUUGCAGCUUCCAUCACUGCCAAAGGAGAGUCCAAAUUAGAAGUUCUCAAUUUCGAUUUCCAAGCAAAUGCACAACUCUCAGACCCUAAGAUUAAUCCACUGGUUCUGAAGGAAUCUGUGAUAUUUUCCAGCAAGUACAUGAGAACAAAGCAUGAAAGUGAAAUACUAUUUUCUGGAAAUGCCACUGAAGGAAAAUCAGAUACAAUGGCAAGUUUACACACAGAAAAAAAUACACUGGAGUUUAAUAAUGGUGUGAUUGUCAAGAUAAAUAACCAGCUCAAACUGGAAAGCCACACAAAAUACUUCCACAAAUUGAACAUCCCCAAACUGGACUUAUCCAGUAAGGUUGACCUGAACAAUGAUAUCAAGACACUGCUGGAAGCUGGACACUUAACAUGGACUUCUUCUGGAAUAGGGUCAUGGAAACUGGCCUGUCUCAACUUCUCAGAUGAGGGAAUACAUGAAUCACAGAUCAGCUUCACUGUGGAAGGACCCAUCACUUCCUUUGGAUUGUCCAAUAACAUCAGCAGCAAACACCUAAGAGUAAACCAAAAGAUCGCUUAUGAAUCUGGCUUCCUUGACUCUUCUAAGUUUGAAAUUAAGUCUGAAGUUGAAUCCCAGCAUGUGGGCCACAGUAUUCUAACUGCUAAUGGCAUAGCACUGCUCAAAGAAGGGAAGGCAGAGAUAACUGGCAUCCACAAUGCUCAUUUAAAUGGAAAAGUUAUUGGAACUUUGAAAAAUUCCCUUUUCUUUUCAGCACAGCCAUCUGAAAUUACUGCAUCCACAAAAAAUGAAGGAAAUCUGAAAGUUAGUUUUCCACUAAAAUUGGUAGGGAAGAUAGACUUCCUCAACAACUAUGCAAUGUUCCUGAGUCCUCAUGCCCAGCAAGCAAGUUGGCAAGCAAGUGCUAGGUUCAAUCAGUAUAAAUACCAUCAAAAUUUCUCUGCCGUGAACAAUGGGCACAGCAUGGAAGCCCAUGUACAGAUCAAUGGAGAUGCCAACCUGGAUUUCUUGAGCAUUCCUUUGACAAUUCCUGAAAUAAAUCUACCUUAUACAACACUCACAACACCCUCACUGAAAGAUUUCUCCAUAUGGGAAGAAACCGGCUUAAAGGAAUUCUUGAAAACAACAAAGCAAUCAUUUGAUUUAAGUGUAAAAGCUCGGUACAAAAAAAACAAAGACAGGCAUUCCAUUGCAAUUCCUUUGGGUGUGUUUUUUGAGUUUAUCAAUCAGAAUAUCAAUUCCUUUGACAGACAUUUUGAGAAAGUCAGAGAUGACGCCUUAGAUUUUCUCACUACAUCCUACAAUGAAGCAAAAAGUAAGUUUGAUGAGUAUGAAGUUGAAAGAUCUCUCAACAAGCUCCCCAGGACCUUUCAAACUCCCAGAUACACUCUCCCAGUCAUCAACAUGGAAGUAUCUCCAUUCACAGUAGAGAUGUCAGCCUCCAGUCAUGUGAUCCCCAAAGUGAUCAGCACCCCCAAUGUCACCAUCCCAGGGUCUGGCUUCUAUGUGCCAUCACACACAUUCGUCCUCCCAUCCAUUGAGUUGCCAGUCCUUCAUGCCCCUAGGAAUCUACUCAAGGUCCCUCUUCCAGAUUUCAAGGAACUGAGUACCAUAAACAAUAUUUUUAUUCCAGCCCUGGGCAAUAUUACUUAUGAUUUUUCCUUUAAAUCAAGUGUCAUCACACUGAAUACCAAUAUUGGACUUUAUAAUCAAUCAGAUAUUGUGGCUCAUUUCCUUUCUUCCUCUUCAUUUGUCAUUGAUGCACUGCAGUACAAAUUAGAGGGCACUUCAAGUUUGAGAAGGAAAAGAGGGCUGAAGCUAGCCACAGCUCUGUCUCUCAGCAACAAAUUUGUGGAAGGCAGUCAUGAUAGCACUAUUAGCUUAAUCGAGAAAAACUUGGAAGCAUCAGUGACAACAACUGCCAAAAUCCACGUUCCAGUUUUGAGAUUGAAUUUCAAGCAAGAACUUAAUGGAAAUACCAAGUCAAAACCUACUGUCUCUUCAUCCACUGAAUUAAAAUAUGAUUUUAAUUAUCCGAAGCUGUACUAUACUGCUAAAGGAGCAGUUGACCACAAGCUCAGCUUAGAAAGCCUCACCUCCUACUUUUCCAUUGAGUCAUCUACUAAAGGAGAUGUCAAGGGUUCAGUCCUCUCACGGGAAUAUUUGGGAACUAUUGCCAGCGAGGCCAGUAUGUACCUGAAUUCCAAGGGCACUCGGUCAUCAGUGAAGCUGCAAGGGGCUUCCAAGGUCGAUAGUAUCUGGAACCUUGAAGUAAAAGAAAAUUUUGCUGGAGAAGCCAAUCUCCGACGCAUAUAUGCCAUCUGGGAACACAAUACAAAAAAUUACUUACAGCUGCAGGGCCUUUUUUUCACACAAGGAGAACAUGCAAGCAAAGCCACCUUGGAACUCUCCCCAUGGACAAUGUCUGCCCUUGUUCAGGUUCAUGCCAGUCAGCCCAGUUCCCUCCUGGACAUACCUUACAUUGACCAGGAAGUGACUCUGAAUGCAAACACUAAGAACCAGAAGGUCAGCUGGAAAAGUGAGAUCCAGAUUUAUUCUGGGUCUCUCCAGAACAACAUACAGCUUUCUAAUACCCAAGAAGAGGCACGCCUCGACAUUGCAGGAUCCUUAGGAGGGUCAAACCUUGAACAUAUCGUCCUACCAGUGUAUGACAAGAGCUUAUGGGACCUCCUAAAGCUGGAGGUAACCACCAGCACCAACAGGAGGCAGUAUCUUCAUGUUUCAACUGCUCUUGUGUACACCAAAAAUCCCAAUGGCUAUCUUCUCUCUGUCCCCGUGCAAGAAUUGGCUGAUAAAUUCAUUAUAUCUGGGUUGAAACUAAAUGACUUCAGUGAAAUGAAAAUCUAUAAAAAGUCAAGAAUGUCACCAUUUGCACUCAACCUACCAACAUUACCCAAAAUAAAAUUCCCUGAAGUUGAUGUUUUAACAAAAUAUUCUGAAUCGGAAAACUCCUCAUUUCCCCUUUUUGAGAUAACUGUGCCUGAAGCUCAGUUGAUUGUAACCCCGUUCACCCUUCCAAAAAGCAUUUCCAUUGGCAGUGCUGUCUUGGACCUAAAUGAGGUGGCCAACAAGAUUGGAGGCUUUGAAUUGCCUACCAUCAUCAUGCCUGAGCAGACUAUUCAGAUUCCUUCCAUUAAAUUCUCUAUACCUGCUGGAAUUUGGAUUCCUAUUUUUGGAGAACUGACUGCACGGUUUCAGGUGGCCUCUCCCCCAUAUAAUGCCACUUGGAGUGCUGGUUUGAAAAACAAAGCAGAUCAUAUUGAAACAUUCCUGGAUUCCACAUGCAGUUCAACCUUAAAGUUCCUGGAAUAUGACCUAAAAGUGGUGGAAACAUAUAAAUUUGAAGACUACAGUUUCAUCUGUAAGAGCAACACAACAUUUGUACAUCGUGACUUCAGUGUGCUGUAUAAAGAAGAGGGCAAAUACAAAGGACUGCAGGACUCGGAAAUACAGGCUGCCCUGGACAUCACCAGUCCGGUGUUCACUGACCUCUACCUGCGCUAUCAAAGAGAUAAGCAAAUCCAGACCUUCUGGGCAGCCUACCCAGCCAUAGAUGCUGUGGGCCUGAACCUGGGAGAAAAAGGAAACCAUGGCAUAAUAAAGAACCACUACUUCUACCCUCAGUCCUCUGCAGAGAAAAAACUCAUCAUAUUCAUAACUGAGUGGGGGCAGAAAUCUGAUGAGGAAAUUCAGAUCAAAUUUAAUUGGGAUGAAGAGGCAGCAUCCAUAUUGCUAAGCUCUCUAAAAGACAGUGUGCCCAAGGCCACAGAGACCUUUUAUGACUAUGUCAACAAGUACCACCAGGAGUACACAGGACUCAGCCUGACAGAUGCUUCUGCAAAGCUGAGGAGAAGUCUACAGAACAGUGCUGAGCAAGCCUAUCAAGGGGCCAUGAGGCAAAUUGAUGAGAUGGACAUGGGUUUCCAGAGAGCAUGGAAGGACAAGACCCAGAAUCUGUACCAGGAACUGUUGGCUCAGGAGAGCCAGGCCAGUUUCCAGACAAUCAAGGAGAAGGCAUUUGACAGCUUAAUACAAAUCAUCAAGGGGUACCAUAGGGCAAUUAAGCAUCUGAUUGACUCAUUCAUUGAUAUCCUGAAGUUCUCCAGAUUCCAUCUCCCAGGGAAAGCUGAGAUGUCCACUAUUGAUGAACUCAACAGUAUGGUCAUGAAGGAGGUAGGGAAGAUACUAUCCCAAGUAUGUUCAAAUAUCCAAAAUGGGUUAGAUAAACUGCUUUCGUAUGUCCAAGACCUAGUGGAGAGAACUGAAUUAAUCAAAGACCUACAGAUUAAACUUCCUUUUCAUUCAACAAGCUCUAAACUAAAAGAUGCAAUUCCGGACUUGAGGGAACAGUUGAAAUCUUUAUCAGGAGAAAUUCAAGUAACAUUAAUUGACUACUUAUCUAUCAACACUACAGAGACACUAAGUGUCCUUUGCAACGUUUUACAAUCAUUUGUUUUUGAAGAGAUAGAAAAAGACAUUGAAAUCUUAAAAGAGGUGAAUUUUACUGAUCUUGUUAAUGAGAUCCUACGUGAGAAAGACAAUUUCAAAGAUUAUGUUCUAUAUGUUUUUCAAAAUCUGAAAGAAAGUCUAGACUUUAUCCUCAGUAGGUUAAAUGAAUUUAUUCAAGACCAACUUCAGGACAGCUCUCAAAACUUACAGCAGGUUCAUCAGUACAUAAAGGCUCUUCGUGAAGAAUAUUUUGAUCCAAGUACAGUUGGCUGGAUGGUGAAAUAUUAUAAACUUGAAGAAAAAGUAAUGGAUUUGAUCAGGAGCUUUGUAAUUGCCCUUAAGGACUUCCAUUCCAAAUAUACGUCCAGUGUUACUGGAUUUACUUCUCAACUCUCAAAUCAAGUUAAGCAAUUUGUGGACAGAGCUUUCCAAGAAUAUGUUAGCAUCCUUACUGAUGCAGAUGGAAAAGGGAAAGAAAAGAUUGAAGAGCUUUCUACCACCGCUCAGGAAAUAAUUAAAAGUUGGGCCACUGCAAUGAAGAAAAUCAUUUCUGAUUACCAUCACCAUUUCAGAUCUAAACUACAGGAUUUUUCAGACCAACUUUCUGAUUACUAUGAAAAAUUCAUUGCUGAGGCUACAAGAUUGAUUGACCUGUCCAUUCAAAGCUACCACAUGUUUCUAAGAUAUAUCACCAAGUUCCUGACAGAGCUGCAGUCAACCACAGUCAAUGAUGUAAGCCCCCACAUGAAGUUUGCUCCAGGAGAACUGACUAUCAUCUUUUAA